AUUGAACUGAAGCUUAAACAUAUGCACGUGUAAGACAUUAUUAGAACUGUCAUUACAAAAAUAAAUUUAGUGAAAGAUGACAAUGGGCGAUGAGACUCCAAUUACAUCUCUUGUACUUCCCGUUAUAUUACGACCGAUUUUAACUAAGUUGGAGAGACAAAAUGUUAUGGCAGCUCAAACUUUAUGUACCGCACUUUCAAAAGCAGAAAACACAUAUCCUGGUAUUAUGCAUGACCUAAUUUUAGGAAUAAUACAAAGGGCUGAAUUAAAUCUUGACAUGAAUGAAAGUGUUUUACGUUUACAAGGUGCUGCUUCUGAUUACGAUGUUGUUGAAUAUCGGACUGCACGAUCUGAAGAUGCUUUCCAAGAAUUAAAUCGUAAAUCUAUGUCACUGAAAAGAAUAUUGAGUCGUAUUCCGGAUGAAAUAACAGAUCGUAAAACAUUUCUUGAAACAAUAAAAGAAAUUGCAAGCGCGAUAAAGAAGUUAUUAGAUGCAGUGAAUGAGGUCACUGCAUUUAUACCUGGUUCAACGAGAAAACAAGCAUUGGAUCAGCGUAAAAGAGAAUUUGUAAAAUAUAGUAAAAGGUUUAGUAAUACGCUGAAGGAAUACUUUAAGGAAGGACAAGCAAAUGCAGUAUUUGUGAGUGCAUUAUAUUUGAUACAUCAAACAAAUAUGAUAAUGCUUACAGUAAAGGAUAAAUGUGAAUAAAAAAUUCAUAUGGCUCUUCUGGGAUCAUUGGUCGGUGUGAUACCAUAACAAUAAAAUAAUCGAUAUAUAUAUAUAUAUAGAUAUAUAUAUGUAUGUAAUAUAAUAUUCUAAUAUUGUAGAAUCUAUUUGUUUGAAGAUUAUAUUUAAAUAAUGUAUAACGUGAUAAAUAGAGUACCACUAUUUUAUCAGUG
Vespula pensylvanica (western yellowjacket) is the source of this 900-nucleotide messenger RNA. It is a transcript of the gene Ccm3, whose product is annotated as programmed cell death protein 10. Gene Ontology annotation, cellular component: Golgi apparatus; FAR/SIP/STRIPAK complex. Gene Ontology annotation, biological process: positive regulation of MAP kinase activity; regulation of Golgi organization. The coding region runs from base 77 to 709 and encodes 210 amino acids. Gene Ontology annotation, molecular function: protein kinase binding. Lineage: Eukaryota; Metazoa; Arthropoda; Insecta; Hymenoptera; Vespidae. The transcript is spliced from 5 exons. The record is from RefSeq and is a predicted model, not a curated record.